This is a messenger RNA of Hibiscus syriacus, 872 nucleotides long. RefSeq lists its product as uncharacterized. Gene Ontology annotation, biological process: positive regulation of DNA-templated transcription. Bases 58 to 669 code for a protein of 203 amino acids. Gene Ontology annotation, cellular component: nucleus. The transcript is spliced from 5 exons. Lineage: Eukaryota; Viridiplantae; Streptophyta; Magnoliopsida; Malvales; Malvaceae. Gene Ontology annotation, molecular function: chromatin DNA binding; transcription coactivator activity. The record is from RefSeq and is a predicted model, not a curated record.
ACAUCAGAAGCUCAAAUCCAGAAAUAUCGAACACUGUAAAUUCUUCUUCUAUCAUCCAUGGCCCUAAAUCCUCAGCUUUUGCCUAAUGGCAUGCCCGUUCCUUUCACCAACGAGAUGUUUGUUCUAGUCAGAAACGGCGUUGAAUUCGAAGUCGAUAAGAUCCCUGGAUCUCAGGGAGGUCGUGUUAAAGCAUGGGGCACAAUAUAUUUGUCAAAUAUACGGAUCGUCUUUGUUGCCAGUCGCCCUGUUGGGAAUUUCUUUGCUUUUGAUAUGCCACUGCUUUAUGUACAUGGUGAAAAGUUUAACCAACCAAUAUUUCACUGCAACAACAUUACUGGUCAAGUUGAACCUGUGGUUCCUGAAAAUGAGCAUAGGGCUCUUUACUCCACUCAUUCAUUCAAGAUUUUGUUCAAAGAAGGUGGCUGUGGAACCUUUGUUCCACUUUUCUUGAACUUGAUUUCCUCUGUUAGACGAUAUAAUCAAGUAAAUCAUGAACCCCAGCCUCGCAGGGAUCCUUUACAAGCAGCACAAACUCCUGUUGAUGAAAUGAUGCGACAUGCAUAUGUUGACCCUAAUGAUCCAACAAAGAUCUUUUUACAGCAGCCAACUACGGAGUCUCGGUUAAGGCGACGUACGUACCAAUCUCAACCUGUUGAAGGUUCGAUGUGAACUUAAUCUUGGCCUUUUAAGAUGAUAUUGUGAAGAGACUUGAGUGCUGCUUAUUGUUGGUGUUUAAUUAAAUGCUGCAGCAUCAUGGCAUGGCCUAAUGCUACUAUUUCAUUUCUCUCAUCUCCUUUGUCAUUACCAGAAUUUAUGUAAAAUUUAUGAACGAAUACCUCACAUGUUUAUAUGAAAAUUAUGGUAGUUCCUUG